Haliotis rubra (blacklip abalone) is the source of this 2226-nucleotide messenger RNA. RefSeq names its product ras-related protein Rab6-like. The transcript has 7 exons. Gene Ontology annotation, molecular function: GTP binding; GTPase activity. The record is from RefSeq and is a predicted model, not a curated record. NCBI's taxonomy places the organism in Eukaryota, Metazoa, Mollusca, Gastropoda, Lepetellida, Haliotidae.
UCCGAACGUGGCGACGGGUUUACGGUAUAUUGGUGUAUAUCGGUAUUUCUUUCACACAGGUGUCUCCCCACCAUAAAAGAUUAAUUUUUCUCAUCUUUGUCAAACUUGGGGAGGAAAAGAUGAGUUCCUCAGGCGAAUUUGGUAAUCCCCUUCGGAAAUUCAAGCUAGUUUUCCUCGGUGAACAGAGUGUGGGAAAGACGUCACUUAUCACAAGGUUCAUGUAUGACAGUUUUGACAACACAUAUCAGGCGACCAUAGGUAUAGACUUCCUGUCAAAGACAAUGUACUUGGAAGACAGAACGAUCCGGCUACAGCUGUGGGACACGGCAGGGCAGGAGAGGUUUAGAAGUCUCAUCCCUAGUUACAUUCGAGAUUCCUCUGUAGCAGUAGUUGUGUAUGAUAUUACAAAUGCAAAUUCCUUCCACCAAACAUCCAAAUGGAUUGAUGAUGUGCGGACAGAGAGAGGGAGUGAUGUCAUUAUAAUGCUCGUAGGAAAUAAAACAGAUCUGUCAGAUAAGAGACAAGUGACAACAGAGGAAGGGGAGAGGAAAGCAAAAGAGUUAAAUGUCAUGUUUAUAGAAACCAGCGCCAAGGCCGGGUAUAAUGUCAAACAAGUAAGUAGGAGCCAGCCUCUCCCAUAGAUGGGUUGUUUGACACCUUAACCCUCCCCAGUGACUGAGGUGAAACUGAAGGAGACGCCGGCCGAGCCUCAGACACAAGAAGGAGGCUGUGCAUGCUAGAUGUGUCGCUGUUUCUCAUUGGCUACUCUAUUUGUAUGAGCUGUAACCAUUGGUUGUAUUUUUGUACAUAGAAUCACUGAUUUCAUUGGCCACUCAGUUUUGUAUAAACUGUUAUCAUUGGUUGUAUUUUUGUACAUAGCUCAAACUGGAGGAAAGCAAGAAAUAGCAGCAUUCAUUUCCAAACAUAAAGACUGUUAAACAAUAUUGAUUGUAGAGUAUUAUAAGUGUAUGGCAAGAGUCAUCAUUAUUCGUUAGUAGUGUAGUGUACAAUUUGUAUUUUAAUGUUGAAGAAAAUAUGAAAUCCUCAUAUUUUAGGAAUAAUAUCAUUAAACAAAAUCAAGUCUAAAUUGAAACUGUAUACUCUCUUGUGCCCCUCAUAAAACAAUAUCUUUGAACUGAACUUCUCCAAACUUCUUGUUGAAGAUACGAUCAUUUGUCUUUUUAUUGAAUUUAAAAAAGGCAUGUCAAAUUUUCAUUUCACUGAAAGAUUUAAUGUUUAAGUGAUUAUUUAUCUUUCCUAAUGAUAACUUCAACAUGAUAAUACUAAAGCCAUGUACCACACUGUAGGUAGGAAGUGGGUAGGGUGUUCACCUUGCAGGCACACAGACCUGGGUUUGUGCCCAAUCACUCACUUACUUUGCAGUUGUUUCUUGGAACUAAACCUGAAUGACACAUUUCUUGCUCUCCUUCACUGUCUAACAGGUUUGCCAGUGAUGUGUUUUGAAUGUGUGUAUUUUUAACAUCAAAAUUUGCCACUAUCUGUUGUACAGUUGUAUGCUUUGAAGAGACCAAUGAACAUGUCCAUACUUUGUGACGCUCAACAUAGACUUUCCAUCAUCUUAGCACUAAGAUCUCUCUAUGGUUCAUGGCUGAGUACUGAUAAGGCAUGGACAUUCUCAGAUGAGGAUAGCCUCAAGUCCUUUCCAGAUCCUACUGCAAUUAAUGCCUUGUGCAAAGCGCCUGAUUUGUUGAGCAUUUGCCUCUUGUUCAUUUUCAGCCAAUGGAAGGCCAUUGUGUAUUCAAUGGAAAGCCUGUUCUGAGGGUUAUGAUUAUAACUUAGAGGAAUGGCGAAAUGGACAUGAUGAUGACUUUUAUGGUAAAUUUUGUUACGUCAUUGGAUCGUGAGUAGAUAAAUAAUCAAAGUGGGUGUUAGAGGGUCCCUGAUAACUAGCAAAACAGAUGUUCUUCGGUCUGUUAGUAGACAGUUCACUUUGUUUGCUUAUAGAGGCAGAGAAGUAGCUCGGUUGGUACUUUGUCACUCUUCCAGCUAACAUGACUGGGUUUGAUUCCAUUUUUCAAGGCUGGCCAUGAUAACAGCCAUGACAUUUUUGAUGAAUGGUUCUUCAUAGUAUAAGAUGUCUUCAAGAUAAAAAACCCAAUCAAGAAUCACUGUGAUACUUGUACACAGACUAGAAGCCUUGAGUCAUCCAUGGCUCAGAGCCACAAAGCUUUCAAUUGCUCUACAACAGUCGUAGUUUUAUGAUAA